AUGACUGAAGACUACACACCCUCCAUCCUGAUCGAGCCUCCACCAAGCUCAGAGCAGGCUCUCCUCGAGUCUCUCAGCAUGUUCGACAACUACUGUGCUGCAGCCGAUCCUUCUGAAUGCUACCCACAACCGCCUAGCCUUUUCAUCCAACAACCGGACACUCUCUCGAUCUCAACGGAAUUUGAAGACUUCCUUCAGGCGGACAACAAGUUUGGUUAUAGCCCUUCUACUUCUGGUCGCAGCUCACCAGUCGGUGUUUGGAGUCCAGCUUCCAGUUUCUCUGGGGAAGUUUUCCCCGACGACGAAUACAGUUGGCAGCAGCCUCUCUCCAGCCACUCCUCCCCCGCCCACUCCCCUUCAUCACUGUCGCCCCUGACGUCUGCUUUUGACGGUUUCGCCCUGGACGAAGGCUAUUCUACCGCCGAGCACUCCGUUCUGAACGGUCCGCCCGCCUUUUCCCGGCUGCGAAGCUCCAGUCAUUCUGGUUCAUCAACCGAACUAUGGGCGGACAGUGGCGUCGGUCGAGGUCGCUCGUCGUCAUUUAGCGGCGCUACAGAGGCCCAAUUCUUCUCCCCUACCCCGAGUCCUGAGGUCCAAAUCUCCGUGGCCAAUCUAGAUCUCUCCUUCACGGACUCUCUGGGAACUAACCUCUCUUGGGGCGCGGUUUCAGAGGCUGAUGUUGCCUCCGCGCCUGCCGACUCCCCGCUUGGGGGUUUGGUUGCUGGUUGGAGAUACCCCAACCGGGAUGGGCCGUCUGCCGACACACAAGACUUGUCUUCACCAGUCAGUCCGUCAUUGCUCACGGUCCCAUCAGCGACGAGCGGCCUUCGUCGCAGGGGUGCUACUGUGGCCCGUCGCACUGUCAGCCACUCGGAUAUCAACUCUUUAAUGCCGCCAGAGCUGGAGCAAGGACGGGGUCGGGGUCAGCAUCGUACCACGCUGAGUAUCCCCAACUCGCGCAGUGCGAGCAACCAUUCUCAGUCGAGUUCGCGGGAUGUGUCUCCUCACAGCGAUUUCGGCUAUUACUCCCCAUCGCCUGCGUUUGAAGACGCAGAAUACGACACUGAUGUCGAGCCCAUGGGUCGGCGGAGUACAUUCACCGCCAUUCGUGGGCCGCGGGAGGGGUUCCCUGCCACAACUGUGCCGUUGAGCAGGGCUAUCAGCGCGCCAUCUGUUAGAAGCCGCAGAAAUAGGGCUAUCCAGCAGCAACAUAGCAUUGGUGGUUUGGGAGUCUUCAAAGCCGAGUCGUCGUCCGACUCGACGCCUUUCCUAUUCCCUGACGCGCCAGGAGCUGGUCGCAACGACUUCCGUGUGGCGCAACCCGUAACCUCGCCGUUCAAAGCCGAAGUCGCGUCCAACAAGAUCCGCCAGGCGAGCUCUGCUCGUCGCAUCAACGCUGCUACCUUUGCAUGCCCCCUCCCGGGUUGUGGCUCAACAUUUACCGCCCGCCACAACCUCGUUAACCACAUCAACUCGCACAACAAGCACCGCCCACACAAAUGUCAGUGUGGUAUGUCUUUCACGACCCAAGGCGUCCUCAACAGACACAAGAAGCGAUGCCGGAAAUAA
Molecule: messenger RNA, 1569 nt
Organism: Mycena indigotica
Lineage: Eukaryota; Fungi; Basidiomycota; Agaricomycetes; Agaricales; Mycenaceae
Product: C2H2-type domain-containing protein
Exons: 4
Coding region: 1-1569 (522 amino acids)
Source: RefSeq, a predicted model, not a curated record